AGGAGUUCAAGUUUCGUUUUUUGUCAUUUAUCAUGAAGAGGAAAGAUAACACUCUUUAAAUAGGAAUGUAAUACUACGACUACUACUAAUAAACAUAAUCCUAAUAGUAGGAGAUACCGGGGGUGUUAACAUUGCAGUGACGUCCUUCCUUAAGUUUCAUUUCUCAAUAUCUCUGUGGUUUGACAGGGUUUGACAAACUGUCAGCAGAAGUGCGUCUGGAGAUAAUUGAGCACGUUCUGAACGUUUGUGCGCAACUUCUGCAGCUGAAGACGAUGUUGAAAAUACUUCUGCUCGGUCUGUUUUUCCUCCCUGCAUCGUUACAAGGUGUGUCCCCCAAAGAGAUAUAUGUCAAGGCAGGUGACUUGGUGGCACUGGAGUGCCCUUGUAAAGGGUCUAACUGUGUUGAUGCCAAACCAAUCUGGACCAGUUACACCACCCAGGAGAUGGAUCUGACUAAGAUGUCAUCAGCGGAGCGGAUGCAGAUGGGCAUGCUUAUUCAUGGGAGGAGUCUUGUGAUUCUCACUGCUUCUGUAAACCAUCAGGGGAAUUACUCAUGCUCUCUGGGGAAUGCCAGCAGACAGUACUGGUUCAGCCUGAUGGUAUACACCACAGUGCAAGAAGAGACCACGUACCCUUGGACAUGUGCGGCACAAGAGGCCUGCGAAUUGAUUUGCCCUGAUGCAAAUGUACCUGCUAAAGGUACACCGAAUAUUACCAGCAAGGACAUCAUAUGGCACAAGGAGGGGGAGUCAUCGCUAAAAACUACAGGUUACUUCUCGAGGGUGAAGGAGAAUGACCAUGGUGUCUAUACCUGUACCAGACCUUACCUGUAUCAUGAUCAAACAUAUAACAUGACCUUUACAGUGGUGCUUGAUGUUGAAUCUAACAUUAAAUCAAACAUAUUUUCACGUAUCACUUCACCACGCAUGAGUGAAGUUUUUUACGUUGAUCUGGGCUCACCAAAGGUGAUUGAUUGUAAAGCUGUGAUGUAUUCAAAGGAUGAAGAGGUGUUCUGGUUAAGUGGGGAUUCAUUUGUGGACACUAACGCCAGCGCAUCUGUUUACUACAAUUACACAGCAAGUGAAUAUGAUACUGAAGGAAUAAAGAUGACAGCAUCUCUGGUCUUAAAAAAAGUGUCAGAGGAGGAUCUAUCAAAAAACUACAUCUGUAAACUGCAAACUGACAAAGAAGCCUUUCAACAAUAUGUCAACAUCACCUUGACACAAAAAUUUAAGCCUUCUUACAAACGCUUGGCUCUUGGCAUUGUCUGCGUUGUGAUAGUGAUGGUUGUGACAGUAGUUAUCUAUGUGAAGUUCAAAAUUGACAUCACUCUUUUCCUGCGUGACACUCUUGGUUUACACAGCAGCAUCUCAGAUGGAAAGAGCUACGAUGCCUUUUUGAUGUCUUACAAGAGCGACACAGACUCAGGGCUGAAUGAAGAUGACAGAAAACAGCUGGAGAGUGUUCUGGAAGAGACAUUUGGUUACAGUCUCUGUCUUUUUGAUCGUGACAUCUUACCAGGGGAAUCUGUAGCAGAGGCAGUGUUAGACUGUAUAGAGCAAAGCCGGACGUUGGUUUUGGUUCCCACCUCUUCAGAUCGUGGUCCAGAAUCUGGUCUGCUGAGUGCCAUCCAUGAAGCUCUUGUGGAGCGACAGACUCGCUUGGUUUUCAUCAAAACUGAGGCAACAGAUGUGUCAUUACCAGAGGCCUUGCAGCUUCUUGGCAAGGCUGGAGACUGUGUCACCUGGAAAGGCGAAAGCUCCAGGCCACUCUCCUCCUCCUUCUGGAAGCAGCUACGCUAUCACCUACCUGCCCCUCAGUGCACACCAAAAAUAACACUUUUACCUCAAACAGUCUAAGAUGUUACUGGUACAAUGCUCAGCCAGGUCAGAAUUAAUUGCCUGUAUUACAUGUGUUUCCAGUAUGUGACCUAAUAAUAUUAAUACUAAUAAUUAAUUCAAAAGUCUAAGUCUCUCAAAACAGCAACAGCCCCUUUUGGGUUGACGCAAUCACUGUGAAAGCUGCUGCGUCACAUUUUGCUCAUCAAACAAUAAAAAAACCCAGCUUGCAACUUUCAUUACUUCUUCAAAGAGUUAGGGACAAUAAGAGGAACUAGAUCUGUUGCUUCAGGCCAAUCUUGGGGACCCGCCAGGUCAAUAUUGCAAGUCUGCGGAAAACACAUCAUCAUGAGUUAAUGAUGAUACUGAAUAAAUGCGUGCCGAUUGUGCCAAUCAGAAAAGUUAGCGAUUGUGUAAAUAUUGUCCGUCGACUUAAAACGCCACCACAGUAAUAUUUAAUUACAGAAAUUGAUCUGACCUACAUUGUAACGAAUCUUGUAAACAACUCAAAGUUAUGUAGGAAGUGGGCUGAAAACCAACCUGUUUUCUAUUUCUAUUGGUUCGUUUUAGGUCACCUAUUAAGCACAGAUAGCCAUCAAAGUACAGACGGCAGAUCUGCUGCUGUUUCCACAGUACAUUACAGCCCACAAAAAAAUAGAAGAAGUUUUGUUCUGCAGAAAACCACAGAAAAGUGACAGAUGUUAUAAAUAGAUUACCUGGAACUGUUAGUCGUCUCCUAGUUGUUGGUACACUUGGAUGGUGGCACACUGAAAGGGAACUCAUUAACUCCUGUUUUGUUAUUUUAUUAUAUUUUUUUAAAUAUAUAACGAAACUGAUGAUUGUUUGGCAGUGACAGUAUGGUUUGCCUGAGUGGCCAUAGGAUUUUGGCUUCUAAAAAUUAAAAAAAUCUGUAUGGCAGUCUUAUUUUCUGCUUAUUGUAUGAGGUACUGUAUUUACUUAAAAGAGGGCAGGGGGAAUGACGCAAGGGCAAUAUAAGAUGCUCUCAUCUAUGCAUCUAUUCUGUAACUGUAAUAAAUAAUUUCCAUUGAACUUAAGUCAUUUUCAACAUUUCACUGCCCUAAUUUGUUAUACAUGUGUCCUUGACUUCUUGACUUCUAGCAUGACUGCUGACAUGAGCAAUAUUUUCAUGUCACAAAAGAUAUAAUGUAGGUAUGAGUGUAAUCUAAAAUACUUUUUUGAUGUCAUUACACCUCAUGAAUUUACAUUUAUAUUAACCUCUUUGGAAACAGGGUCGCAUAUUUCAUUGGUGUAACUGAAUUCUUCAUCUUUACUGUUAUGCUUUUCUUUUUCUUUUUUUGCCAUACCACUGUGUACACAGGUCUUCUAUGGGCAGCUUUUACUUGAAUUUGUUUUUGAACAUGCCAGCUCUGUUCUCUUACUCACCCAAAGCACUAUCUGCAAUGUGACUGUAAUGCUGCUACUGUAUUUACUGAAGCAUGAAAUGUGCUGCUGUUAUGUGACGUGCCUUCAAAAUAAAUUGUAUUUUAUAUUAAAGUCA
Larimichthys crocea (large yellow croaker) is the source of this 3357-nucleotide messenger RNA. RefSeq names its product interleukin-1 receptor accessory protein. The record is from RefSeq and is a predicted model, not a curated record. Gene Ontology annotation, biological process: signal transduction. Lineage: Eukaryota; Metazoa; Chordata; Actinopteri; Sciaenidae. Gene Ontology annotation, molecular function: interleukin-1 receptor activity. The transcript has 10 exons. The coding region runs from base 273 to 1859 and encodes 528 amino acids.